CCUGGGUACGACGAAUGGUUUCGCCGGUACGUGCGCUGCCACAACGACGUUUUCAAAACAUCGCACUCAAAGUGGCUCGGAGUUGGGAAGACGUCCAUGCGCCGUUACAUCACAAUUCCAUCUUCAUGGUGGACGGCCGAGUUGCUUGCGCCCUGCAUUACCUCACACUUGCGGACGGUUACGAUGCAUCCGCGCUCGAGUUUUGAAUCAGCAAGACAAUGGCGAGAACAUAUACCAUCCAAGUAUGUAGUCUGUUGUGUCGACGCUUCUUGGCGAGUGACGUGUGUACUCCACGAACGGCGCAUCGUGGGAAGCGAUUCGGUUUGGAUUUGAGGAGGUGGUGGGAUUUCCAAACGUGUACGGAGCCAGUUUUGAUGGAACGUUGAUACCGAUCAAGCGUUUUACGGACUAUGACGGGUGAUAGUGUCAAAAGGGUUUCCCCGCGUUCAACAUGCAGGCCGUGGUGGAUAACAAAAAUGAAGUUCAUGUCGUAUUCCAUUCGGUCGGGGAGUCAAAACGACAAGGUAUUGUUUCGUGAGUCCCGAUUUGGUAAGACAUGCCACACGCAAGUGCCCCCUGGUGCUUGCUUCCUGGUAGACGGAGGAUACAAGUUGUACGGUCACUUGCUGACACCGUAUCCACUUCGAUUUGGCAUCGAGGGCGACGAAGCUCACUACACCCUCCGUCACAGCCGCACCCGAAUGGCCGUGGAGCGUGCGUUUAGAUUGUGGAAAAACACGCUUCGAAUUUUUCAAGUCAAUAUAUUGCGCGGGUCACCUGAGGAGAUGGUGAUACUCAUCAAGGCAACGCUGGUACUACACAAUUUGUUUAUCGACGAACAAUCACUCGAGGCAGGCGUUCCGGAUGUGGACGACUACGAAGAUUGGAUGCACAUUGGUGGCGACGCCGUGCAUUAA
Aphanomyces astaci is the source of this 917-nucleotide messenger RNA. RefSeq lists its product as hypothetical. NCBI's taxonomy places the organism in Eukaryota, Oomycota, Saprolegniomycetes, Saprolegniales, Verrucalvaceae. The coding region runs from base 411 to 917 and encodes 168 amino acids. The transcript has a single exon. The record is from RefSeq and is a predicted model, not a curated record.